AUGAUGCUGAUAUCAGGCUGGAGCACAAGUUUGGUGCUGGAAAAUGUGCGUGUGAAAGUCGAGGCCUUCGAGUACCUGCAGCUUCCCUUCAACGUCAGAGAGGGAUGCAUCGGCAGGCUGGAGAUCCAGGUGCCCUGGCGAGCCCUGCAGAGCAGACCUGUGGUGCUGCACCUGUCAGAUGUCUGGCUCUGUGCCUGCCCACGAACAGAGGCGGAGUGGGAGGAGGGCAUGGCUGGCCAGCGAGCCCAGGCAGCCAAGCAGGCAGAAUUGGCAGCUCUCGAUCUCAUCCGCCUGUCCAAGCCUGGUGGGAAGGGGGCAGCAGCUGGCAAUGAGGGCAGCAGCCUGGCAUCCUCAUUCCUGUCCCACCUGGGCACGAUGCUGCUCAACAGGCUGCAGAUGACCAUCCGCAACAUUCAUGUCUGCUUCAAGGAUGACGCCACCACUCCUGGCACAGAAGUUGGCUUGCGCUUGCAACUUCUGGAGACAACAGAGCUCUCCAGUGCCCGCCUAGGGGCUGCGCCUGGGGGGGCAAAGCUGGUGAAGGAUAUGCAUGUGGAGGGGCUCAGUCUGUACUGGAAGACAGCAGACUCCUUUGCGAAGGAUGAGAAAGCCGUGGACACUGUCGGGGCCUGGCUAGAUACCAUGGAUGCCACCUCAGGCAUGCAGCACCAGCAUGACCCUUUGGAGGGCGCCAUAUUGCCAUGCCUGGACUGCAAUAUGCGCCUGACCAUGUCCUCAGGGGGUGAGGAGACAGUGUGCGGCACCACAGUCCUUGUGCAGCGAUUAGAGAUGCAAGUAGAGCACAACCAGCUCUGCAGCAUGGUUGCCCUGGCAGACAGAGCCCUGCUAUGGUCCCUGCGCAGCAAGUAUGCCAUCCACAGGCCAGCAGGCUGGCGCUCUGAUCCUGACAGCGCUGUGCCCUCGAGGCGGCUGUGGCAGUACGCCAUCAAGGCAGUGCUGCAGGAUGUGAAGAAGCCUUCCCGAUGGCUGAGCUUUGCAGAGAUGUCCAACUGGCAGCAGCAGAGGAGGCAGUAUGAGAAGCUCCACCUUCAACGGCUGGAUGCCUUUGCAAGAGCAGGAGAGCCUGAGGUGGCUGAAGUGGCAAAGGAGCUGGAGGCCCUGGAGGCGCAGCUGCCGGUGAAUGACAUCUUGCUCUAUCGGCUGCUUGCUGAGCACAAAAUGCAGCAGAGGGAAAUUCAUGCAGCCACAGACACAGAUGCCGAGCCUGCGCAAGGUUCUUCUGAGAAUGCAAGGCAACAGAGCUGGCUGGGAUGGGGUGUCUCCAGCGUUGCUGGCUACCUGGGGUAUGUACCCUCACAGGAUGCGCCGCGGCAGCUGUCCCCGCCGAGCGAAUUAGACAUCCAGGAGCUCUUCCAUGACUUGGGCUUUGACCCUCAGACGCAAGUGGACAGCCGGGACGCCUCCAGUACUGUGGGCAUCAACCUGCAUGUCAGCGUCAAUGCCGCCAUUCUCGCCAUGUAUGAUGGCCCCGCUGCAGCGGACAACACUGGUGUGAUUUCCAUGGAGGCUGGGGAUGCAAGCAUCGAGGCACACAUGCAGUCGGGCAGGCUGCAGCUGACAUGCAGCGUGGAGGACAUAGCAGCGCAUGACCUCUGCACCCAUGGUGCAGGCAUUUCAGAGAUGCUGCUGACCAGAUGGGACAAAGAGGCUGCCUCGCCUUCGCAUGCUGACGGGGACAUGAGCUCGCCCUUUCUGGAGACACCUCCCAGCAUCUUUGCCAGCAGCUUCCUAGACCAGGACUCCAACCAAGAGCCCCAAGCACCGGCGCUGCAUGUGCAUUAUGACAGCGGAGCCCCUCGCAGCCAGAUGGAUACAUUCGGAGACGAGCAGAGCAGUGUCAGCGAUGCACAGCCCAGCAUGGAGGUGGCAGUCCAGCCGUUGCAGUUGAUACACCGCAGCGCAUGCUUUGCUCGCCUGCAGGGACUGCUUGGUGUCAUGCCGAAAGACCUGCACAGCGACGGAGUGCUGCAUGCCAUCAAUCAGAUUGCCUCGCCGGCCGGACGCGCUCUCGCAAAGGCCGAGCUUGCAGUGAAAUCCGGGCCGCCAGUUGUGGAUUUCAUGGUGGUGUCAGGCGGCAGUUUUAGCCAGGGCAAGCACGCAUAUGCUGCUCUGUGCACUGGGCCUGUGGAGCUCCAGAGUGUCCAGCAGUUGGACAAUGCGGCGCUGCAAGGCCUUGUGGCAGAGCUGCGCAAAGCAGUCCAUGCAAAUGGAGUUGAGCUGCACGUCCUAUACGAUGCGUUUGAGAUGAGCGUGGGCAGCUUGAAGCUGCAAGUCAGCAGCACAGCAGAUCCUCGGAGGAAUGCCACCCAGGUCCUUUUUCCCCUGCGCGUCUUGUGCAGCCUGCGCAUGAGCAAGCUCCCAGACCGGUUGCUGCCGCAGAUGCGGCUGCAGGUGUCAGUGGAUCCAGUGGAGGUUAGCCUCACACCUGACCAGGUGGCCUUGCUGGGCCAAAUUGCAGCGCUUGAGCAGAGGCCUGAUGUCAGCGGAGCACCUGUUGCUACUACUGCUGCUCCACCCGCCAUGGUCCGCAUAGAGACGGUGACUGCGGUGCCCAGAGUGGAAGUAACGGGCAGGCUAGCCGGGCUUGUUGCUACAUACGACGAUGGCCGAGGCGCCGACCCAGAUGCCGAUGACACCCACCUGAUGCUGCAUGCUGGGCGCUGCAGCUUUGUGGCUAAUGUCUUUGGCGAGAGCAUGCGCUGCGAGGUCACACUGAAUAAGCUGGAGGUGUCAGACAGCAGUUUUUACACUGUCUCACCGCCGCGCAUCUGGGGCACAUUGCCACGCCUGGCAGGGCGUCUGAGCAUAGAGCAGAUUGCGCUCCUUCUCGAGCAGAGCUCAGGCCUGGGCUUCAUGCUCUCUGUUGAGCUCUCUGGCGCUGAAGCAGAGGGCUUUCAAGCAGAGCCUGGCAACUUCAUCGGGAGGUCUUCCCAGCCCACAGGCCGCUCGAUCAGCACAGAGCCUGGAGGAACCUCACAGACCGAGCUGGAGCGCUGGGAAUCAGCCUCGGGAAGCUUUGAUGUGGAUGGAACGGCGACGCGCAGAAGCAGGGACGGCAGCAGCUCUGCCUCCACACAUGCAAAUGAGGCCCCACCUGACCCUGGCGCUGCCGCCCAGGAGCUGUUUGCGCUGGAUGAGGAGCUCUUUGAGAGCCCCUCCAGCGAACCAUCCGGGCAGUCCUUGGAUCGCCGCAGCACAGCGGACCAGGCCGAAGCCUCGCACAAUGCAGCGGAGCUGGAGGAUCAUGCGCAGCCGGGCAAAGCAGCAGUGGCCGAGCGCGCGGACGAGCCGCCGCCGGCGCGGCUGGACCAGUUCUCGCUGCAGAUACUGCGCUGCAGGAUUUUGUGCCCGGACUGGCGGGACACCUCCUUCGCUCCCGGCAACCCCAGGGACGCAGACGACGGCCAGGCUCUGGUGCUGGACGUGCCAGAGUUCUUGCUGCAGCUGCCGGCACAGGCGCCGAUGCAGCACCUGCAUGUCCACCCGGUGCAGGAACACCGCUCUGGCGCCCCCACAAUGCCGUCAGGCAGUGCGCAGCCAUCAGGCGGUGGCGGGCAGCAGGAUGCGGCGCCUGCAGACACCCCGCCGCAAGGCCUGGAUCCCGGGCAGCUAAUCACGGCUGGCGCGCAGCUGGGCUUCUACGUGCAGGUCUUCGACCCGGGGAAGGGGUUUGCAAGCGGCCCGCGACGGCCCUUCCUGGCAGUGCCGGAGUUUAAGAUGCUCACGCACACUGAGCCCAGGCGCGAGGAAGACCUGACGCAUGCGGCAGGGGGUGAAAAGCAGCCGAUGACGUCUUAUGCUGUCAGCCUGGACAGCCUUCAGGUGACCGCGGAACCGCACAUGCUGCAGGUGCUCAGGGCAGCUGCAGACUGGGGCAGCAGCGAGAUGGCGCACAUCCUGGGGGUGUCAGAGCAGCAGACCCCUGAGGGCACGCCUGCCCCAGGUGCACAGCAAGACAGCAGCCUCCUUGCCGGCCCGCCGUUCAGACUGAGCAUCGGUGUCAACAGCCUGUCAGUCAGGGUGAAUGGCAGCGACGAGGCGGAUCCGCCCCUGCUGCUUGGCCUGCAUGCCCUGUCAGUGGAAGCAUCCAGAGCACCGCAGAGCUUCAUGUGCGGUGCCUCCUUUGAGCGGCUGCUGCUGCACCUCUCGGGCAUGCCAGAGCCAGAAUUAGAGACCCAGGGGCUUGACAUGUCGCCCCAGAGGCCAGGGGGCCUUGCUAUGGGCCGAUCUGCAUCCGCGCCGUCCGCGUACAAGCAGAGGACGGGCACAGUACUCGAUGCGCUGCCAGCAUGGGGUGGGCUGGAUCUGGUGGAAGCUGGCAGCAGCUCCUCGCAGAGCUCAGCCACGUCCGAGACGCCGGUCCCGGCCGUCCGCACGACGUCAACAGGCCUCGCUGAGCUGGCGACCCUGGGCUCCAGCCCCGACACCUGGCCGCAGCCUGUCAUCAGCGGCCGCCGCGGCUCCGACGUGCUCUCUUGGUCCACAGCGCUCGACGCCGCCGUGCGCGACCAAGAGGAGGAGAGCACGCCCAAGUCUGCACAUGCCAGCAGCAACGGCUCGCCCAGCUUCUCGCCGGCUCUCAGCCAGCGGGACAGCGGCGACACCUUUUACAACGCCAGCUCUGGAGCCUUCUCCCAGUCCCUGCACCGCGUCAGCAGCAGCGGCACAGAGACCUCUGGAGGCUCCGGCACAGAGUGGUUCGAAGCUGCGGACUAUGACAGCGACACCAUUGGCACUGCUUCCAGCGCUGGCAUGCCCCUGGAUGUCAAUGGAGCCCUGGAGGAUGAGCGGGACAGCAGGAAGCUUCCCCUUCUGCUCGUCCAAGGCAUCGAUGAGGGGAGCGGCGUUCUGCAGAUGCCUCCAGCUGACGUGGACAGCAGCCCAGCAGGCCUCAGGGCAGGGAUGACAUGCCACAUGCAGGGGCAUGACCAGACUUCCCUGAGGAUCAAUGGUGUCCUUGUGCGCCUGUUCACACAGGGCUGGGUCACUGUGGUGCAGAGGCUCAAGAUUUGCAUGGCAGCGCUGGAGAGGGUCGAGAAGCUUCCUGCAGAGAUGCAGAGCAGAGACAGUGCUGCAGCCCUCAGAGUGGGCCUGGCACAGCAAGACGGCAACAGCGUCUCCUUGAGCAAUCAGCACGAUGCGGGCGCCAUAUGCGCGCUUUGCGAUGCCCAGGCAAGUCUGAGUCUCCCAGAGGGGUUCAGUGGGCGCGGAUCAUUGCGCAUCGGAUCCGCUUCGGUCAUGCUGAGCAGUGACACCAGCGCUGGCGACCUGCCCAUCUUUGAUGCCUCCAUCCUGGACAUAUCUGCAGAUGCCACGCUAAAGGAUGAGCAGAUCAACGGGAUUCUCAAGUCCCAAAUAUGCGCCAAUGUGUACUCCAGCCAAAAGGAUGGAUGGGAGCCUGUUGUGGAACCCUGGAGCUUUGUCGUCGAUGUCAAUGCUUUCCUCCCCAGGAGUGAGAGCGAGCCCGUUCAGCUGCCAGUCCAGCACUCCAUCGCUGUGUCAGCAAAGGAGGCAUUGGACCUGACUGCCACCUUCACCCUAGCUGAGGCCAUCCACAAGUCCAGCUGCUUGCUCGAGGAAUUGCGCAGCGUUGCAAAAUCUCCCCAGCGCCUGGAGGCUGCCCUGGAAGGCAGCCUGCAUGGGAGAGGAUGGGGUCGCGCGUCUGUGUGCCGGCUGCAGAAUGACACAGGCCUCCCUGUGCAGUGCUGGCUGGGCCCGACCCUACACCCAGAUCCAAAGACUCCAGGGGAAGAGGGUUUUAUGAUGGUGGAAUCUGGGGCGUCUGCCGCUUUGUCUCUGCAGUCUGUUGUCAGUGCCUCCUGCCGCAGCCAACUGGCCAGCUGCCCAGAGCAGUUCUUUGAUGAGCAGCCGCCCUCCUCUGCACUGGCAGCCUCUGCCUCCAUGGGAGCCCUUCAGAAGGUCACCAAUCCCAGGAGAUCGCGGCCGGCCCUCAUGGCGGUGUAUUACAAGCUGGAUGGGCAGGAGGGCGUUUGUGGGCCGCUAUCCAUUGACAGGGAGAGCCACGGCAUGCAAGAGGUUGCUGUGCGCACAGCUCGCUCCUCUGGCUUGACCAGGAUUCACCUGGCCUUUGAUGUGAGCAACAUGCGCAACAGGGAGCCUGCUGUGGUGCUGCACUCGGGAGUACAGGUGGUGAACCACACCAUGCUAAGGCUCAACAUUGGCGAGCGCACAGCUCUCAAUCGGAAUGUGAAGAUAAUACACACGCUCGCCCCCCAUGAGAGCUUCUGCCUGUCAGCCUGCCGCAGCGAGCCAGGCCUCAUCUGCUUCCAGCCAGCUGGUGAGCAGGAUGAGAACAGCCACUACCAGUGGAGCCCAUCCAUUCGCCUGCAGCCUCUGUUGGACCUCGUGCAGCCGAGCGGCGCAGGCGGCAGUGCUGAGAGGGACCCUGCUCCGCGCGUGGCCCGCCACCUUGCAUGCCAGGCAGCGCAGGGCGGCCUGCUUCAGGCUAGCUUCUGUGUCGGGGUCAUCCCAAGCCGCAGCAGAGCAGGGUGGGACCUGAUUGUCAAGGCGCCACUUGUGGUGGAGAACGCUCUUCCCAUGCCCACAGAGAUCUCCCUGAAGAGGCGUUCCAAUGAUGGCGCUCCCAGUGGCGCUCCCAUGCGCGUCUCUCUGCGGCCCCGCCAUCCUGUCUUCCUGCACCACAUGGACAUCACCCACCUGGCAGAGAUCGUCAUCCAGCCAUUCGGCUACCUGAAGAGCCCUCCUGUACGAGUACCUGCUCUGAGCAAGGCAGCUGAAGGAUCCCUAGGCGGCCCCUCACGGUCUGCUCCUGUCGAGGAGACGGCAUCGGUCAGCUUUUCAGUGACACAGGCGGGCGAGAGCCGGGGCGUUGCCACUGUGCAGCUCAGACACAUGGUGGAUGCCGAGUGCGGAAGCCACAUCCUGCGCUUGACAUGCGCCCUCUGGGUCUACAACUGCACUGGGGUGCCUCUGGCCCUGCAGCAGAGCGCGAUGGAGGAUGUUGCCAGGGACGACAAUGAGGUGAUGCGGGAUGAUGUUCCCAAGCAGUGGGUUCCGCCCUUUGAGGGCAAGCGCAGGCCCAGCAGUGCUUCGGCUGCAGCCAAGCCUCCAAAGGGGAAGCCUCCAAAGGAGGGCUCCUCUUCAGGCAGCCUGCAGGGCCUGGAGGCGGUCCUUGGCAGCGCCAGGGAAGACAGGAGUAAUCAGCCGCCAAGGAAUCGGUCAGCAAGCCGGCUCGGCGUGGCAGAGAGCUUGGAGUACCAGCCAUCCUACCUGACACCCACCAGGUGGCCCAGCAUGCAAGGGGGCAUGCCGCCUUACCGGCGGCGCGUGCGCAUGCAGCUGCGCGCCAGCAAUACGCUAGCCCCUCUCGGCCGCACCUACUGGUCUGACCCAGUGCAGCUGGACUCCCUGGGCGGCGCUGCUGUUGUCAGUGUUCCCCUGCCCACCGCUGGUCCGGCCUCUGUGAUAACGGACGACCGAUCGGCAUACAUGCUCUCCGUCACCGCCAACCAGGUGCCGGGCGCGGAUGGCGCGCUGGCCGUGAUUGUGAUGCCGCGGUACGUGGUGCACAACAGCCUGGGGCUGCCCCUGCAGUACCGGCAGCAGGGCACGGCGACUGAGAAGGAAGUGGAGCCGGGCGGUGCCAAGGCGCUGCGCUGGGCAGACGCGGACAAGCCCAAGCGGCUGUGCCUGCGCGUCCAGGAGGCCGGCUGGCGCUGGUCUGGCGGCAUCGCUCUCGACUCCCCCGGAGACCUCUUUGUGAAGAUCCGGCACCGGGACCGGGGCGUGACGAUGCUGGUGCGAGUGGAUGUGUGCGCGGCAGAGGGGGGCGUGCUGGUCAUCAAUGUCAGCCACCAGGCUGCCGGCUUCACCCCGUACCGACUGGACAACUGCUCCCCUGAGGAGCUGCGCCUCAGGCGAGAGGAUGUGCUGCGACCAUAUUCGCACCUCAACUACGCCUGGGAUGAGCCCUCGCUGCCGCACAAGCUCGUGCUGUCGCUGCCAGGCAACCGUGUCCUUGGCACCUUUGACCUCGAUAAGGUUGGGCGGUCCCAGCUGGUGACAGUGCCAGCAAAGGAGCGAGUCCUCCAGAUUGUCACCAAAGCGGAGGGCCCCACAUGCGUCCUGACCAUUGCAGACCUCCAGUUGCAUGUGGGACUGCCGGUGUCGCCGGCAGACGGCAGCGGUGCAGAUGACCUGGGCUGGGAGAGAUGGAGCGGCCCACUGGCUGAUAAGCCCAGUGCCCUAUUCAGCAGCCAGGCGAACGUCGUGCGCGCGCCCUCCGCGCUGCACAUAGAGGUGCAGCUGGAUCUGGCAGGUGUGGGGCUGUCCUUCACGCGGCCCAGCCAGGAGGUGUUCUAUGCCAGCAUGUCAGGAAUCCGUGCGCGUACGACCACCAGCAAAGUGGACAACCCAGAUAGGGGGGCGAUCUAUCCGGUGGUACUGGCCAUGCCCGCGGCAGCGCCGGGCCUCAGCCUGACCAUCCUGCCGGAGACGCUGCCCUCGGGCACCCAGUCGCGCAGCUCCGCCCUGCGAGCCCGCGCAGCCGCCUGGAAGCGCAGACCUGCUUGCGUGCUCUGCGUGGAACGCCUGGAGGUGCACGUGUCACCGCUGGUUCUGGAGAUUGACCAGCAGCACAUCAUGGACAUCCUGGCAGCCGUCAACCAGGCCCUGCAGCCUUUCCAGAACCCCCACAGCACCAACAAGAGGAAGCCCGGGCUGGACCUGGACGUGGACGUCCUGGCGCCAGGCUACAAUACGCGGCAGCUGCAGCAGCUCAAGGUGUACAUCGCGCACCUGCUCGUGUCGCGCGUCACCGUCUACAUGAGCUUCCUGCCCGCCGAAUGGCGCCAUGCCGGCGCGGCCAGCGCCGACUACACUCCCGGGGGGGGCAGCAUAGGCACGGGGAUGCAGCGGCUGGUGGCGCUGGUGGGGGAGGUGGAGGGCGGCCGAGUCAGCCUGGCCCCCCUGCGCAUGGAGCACCCACUGCUGGGCACCACCGCGCUGCAGCAGCAGGUCUACAGCCACUACAUGCGCGCCGCCCUCCCUGAGCUCGUCAAGCUCGUCGGCUCCGCCAACGUGCUCGGCGAUCCGGUGCGGCUGUUCCACCACCUGGGCGCGGGCGUGUGGUCCUUCCUGGCCAGCCCAGCUGCCGGAUUGGUGGAGGGCGCACGCGGCCGCGCCCCCGAGCGCUUCGCGGCCGGCGUCGCCGCGGGACUGCGCGGCCUGCUCUCCAACAUCGUCUACGGCUUUGCCAGCGCCACCGCCAAAAUGAGCCGCGCCGCCCGCCAGGGGUUGGUGGUGCUGGGUUUCGAGCCGAGGGAUGCGGCGGCCGGCCCGUUGCGCGCGCGGCUUCGCAGGCGAGGGGAGCAGGCGAUGCUGGAGCCGGGCUUCCUGGACGCACUGCUCAGCGGCCUCGUCGGGGUGCUGUCAGAGCCUGUCAGGGGUGCGGACGAAGGGGGCCUGCCGGGGCUGGUGAGGGGGGCGGCGCGCGGGGCUGUGGGAGCGCUCGUGCUGCCGCUGGCGGCGGUGCUGGAGACGAGCAUGCGCGUGGCCGACAGCAUCCGCUCCGCCGUAAUGGGCAUCCCCCCUCUGCUGCCUCGCGCGCGGCCGCCGCGCCACGUCGCCCCCGACCUCCCGCUCGCGCCCUACAACUGGUCCGAGGCGAUGGGGCGGGCGUUGCUAGUGGGGCUGGAGAGGGGCCGCUACGCGGCCGCGCCCUUCCUGCUGUGCCGCCAGCUGGCCGGGGGGUCCGACUUUGCGGUGCUGACGCGGCGGCGGCUGCUGUGCAUCUGCGCGCCCAGCCACACUGCGCCGCCCUCGCUGCGCUGGGCCGUCGCGCUGGAAGACCUGUUCCACAUCCGCAGGCGCGCCCCGCAGCUUUGUGUGCAGGAGGCCAGGCUGGUGGUUGUUGCGCUGCAGCCGAGUGUUGUGCAGCCGGCGUCGCCCAUCGCGCUGCUGCGGCGGCCGCCCCUCGUCCGCCCCUCCCGCUCCCCUCUCUUCUCAGCGACGCUCGCCUGCAAGGGUGCUGGGGAUGCAGAGAUGCUGCAGCAGGCGGUGGAGUACGCGCAGGCCAGCGCGCAGGUGCACUCCCUGGCGCAGCUCCUGGAGCGCAUCAGCCACUCGCAGCACUGGUGGCAGGCGCGCGCUGCCGCGGGAACAGAGCCGGCUCUGCUCACAGGCGGAGAGCUGAGCACGCAGGGAGGGCUGGUUGUGAGACGAGCGUCCGAGGAGCUGACGGGUUCGGAUUCGCGUGAGGAGCUGCUGGCAGCGCAGAUCUUGGCUGCUGUGAGGCGGACAUCUGGAACCCGAGAGGCGCAAAGCUCUUUGUAG
Messenger RNA from Coccomyxa subellipsoidea C-169, 10335 nucleotides. RefSeq lists its product as hypothetical. Gene Ontology annotation, cellular component: extrinsic component of membrane. Gene Ontology annotation, biological process: protein retention in Golgi apparatus; protein targeting to vacuole. The record is from RefSeq and is a predicted model, not a curated record. The transcript is spliced from 47 exons. NCBI's taxonomy places the organism in Eukaryota, Viridiplantae, Chlorophyta, Trebouxiophyceae, Coccomyxaceae. Bases 1 to 10335 code for a protein of 3444 amino acids.